AUGGCGCAGCAGCUGCGGGACAGCCCUGACCUGGCUGGUUUCCAGUUCUACAAGCUCAUGGCUGCCGGAACGUCCUGGGAGAAGCUGAACGUGCCUGUGGAGUUCAGCCAGUCGCACGGGUUCACGGAGAAGGGCAGGGUGGUGCUGCGGAUGCGCGGGCAGCAGUGGACCGUCUGCCUCAAGCACAGCAACCGGCGCAAGGGUAACGCGAGGACCCGCACGGCGCUGAGAUACGGGUGGAACCGGUUCCGCGUCGACAACGGCCUCCGCGUCGGCGACAUCUGCUUCUUCCAGCUGGUGCAUGAUGCCGGCGGCGACGACCCGGUGCUCAGCGUCGAGGUGCGCAAGGCGGACGGAACCAUCGUCCAGUGA
Triticum turgidum subsp. durum (durum wheat) is the source of this 372-nucleotide messenger RNA. The record is from the annotation of a GenBank genome assembly. NCBI's taxonomy places the organism in Eukaryota, Viridiplantae, Streptophyta, Magnoliopsida, Poales, Poaceae.